AUGUCGAUGUUUGACUAUUUCGUGGAAUAUGGAACGCGCAAACAACGGCAGGGUUCGCCUCAGGUCGAACAAGCGAGUUCUAUUCGGCUUCAAGCCGCUAGAGCAAUCGGCGGUUGCCUCCGUCAUCAUCGUGAAGUAUACGGUCUCGUGCAGAUCCCACGGUAUCUGCUCGAAGCCGUCAAUAAUAGCUGUCUCGUCCUGAUCACAGAUCUUUCUAAUGAAGAAUCACAAGGUUAUUUCAGGGAGACAUGUCUAUAUCUGGUCGCGAUGAAACGAAGAUUGUCAAGUGUCAAGGAGAUGAUCGAGAAAAUCGAGUGCCUCGUCGGAGUUGGUACAUUCUCAAUAGCUGUCGGUCUCACGCAAUUGGAUGUAUGUGAACCCUCUUCCCCUGGUUGA
This is a messenger RNA of Aspergillus clavatus NRRL 1, 396 nucleotides long. RefSeq lists its product as uncharacterized. Lineage: Eukaryota; Fungi; Ascomycota; Eurotiomycetes; Eurotiales; Aspergillaceae. The record is from RefSeq and is a predicted model, not a curated record. The coding region runs from base 1 to 396 and encodes 131 amino acids. The transcript has a single exon.